Molecule: messenger RNA, 1319 nt
Organism: Tachysurus vachellii
Lineage: Eukaryota; Metazoa; Chordata; Actinopteri; Siluriformes; Bagridae
Gene: rhoab
Product: ras homolog gene family, member Ab
Exons: 5
Coding region: 29-721 (230 amino acids)
Biological process (GO): cell migration; stress fiber assembly; small GTPase-mediated signal transduction
Cellular component (GO): dendritic spine; cleavage furrow
Molecular function (GO): GTPase activity; GTP binding
Source: RefSeq, a predicted model, not a curated record
CGCGUGCACGCGUGCCAUUACCCCUUGUAUGAGUGCCCGCCCUGUGCGCGUGCUCGUGACUAAUUCAUUGUAUGUGGUAGGAGACGAGGCUGGAGCACAACUGCUGGGAAACGACGGACAGAAACGUAACCUUACAAACAUGGCAGCGAUUCGUAAGAAGCUGGUGAUCGUAGGUGAUGGAGCAUGCGGUAAAACCUGUUUGCUAAUCGUCUUCAGUAAAGACCAGUUCCCUGAAGUGUAUGUCCCCACCGUGUUUGAGAACUAUGUAGCAGACAUUGAAGUGGACAGCAAACAGGUGGAGCUAGCUCUUUGGGAUACUGCAGGGCAAGAGGACUAUGACCGGCUCCGCCCACUUUCCUACCCAGACACUGAUGUCAUUCUCAUGUGCUUCUCUAUUGACAGUCCAGACAGUUUAGAAAACAUUCCAGAAAAAUGGACACCUGAGGUCAAACACUUCUGCCCAAAUGUACCUAUCAUCCUCGUGGGCAACAAAAAGGAUUUACGAAAUGAUGAGCACACACGUAGAGAGCUGGCUAAGAUGAAACAGGAGCCAGUCAAAGCUGAGGAAGGGCGGGACAUGGCUAAUCGAAUCGGAGCUUUUGGCUACAUGGAAUGCUCUGCGAAGACAAAGGAUGGUGUGCGGGAGGUGUUUGAGAUGGCCACCAGGGCAGCACUGCAGGCACGCAGGGGCAAAAAGAACAACAAAUGCCUUCUUCUCUGAACAUGCAGCACUGGACUGAAACCCCAAGUAGGGGUGCAAAAUGUGUGUAGAGGCACAAACUCAUUCCUCAAACUCGCCAAACAUUUUGGAAGAAAGUGUAACUGCUCUUUUUUUAUUUUUUGUUUAGUUAUGGAAGUGUUUUAUCAGUAUUUAAGAAAUUGCAAAAGACUUGGACUUUUGCCUCUUUUGUUUGUUUUUGAUGUUUUACCUGAGCUUUGUGAUUGAUUAUUAAAGCCGCACCCUUCUGCCAAAUGCUGUUAUGUGACCCAAAUGCCUGCCAAUCAAGUGCUUACCACAAUGCUGGGAAAAAAAGAAAAGAUUUUUUUUUUUUUUUUUUUUUUUUUAAUUCUCCCAUGUAACAGGUGGUUCAUUGUAUGUUUGGGGUUUUUUUUGUUGUUUAUUUUUUAUAUAUAUUUUUUUUAAGAUUAGGAAUUUAAACACCACCAACUUUCUUUAGACGCAAAAAAGAUGGGGUGGGGCUUAGAUAUGUAUACAUGUACAUAUGUAACGUGUGUGUGGAUGCACACUUUCAUGACUGGAAGUCCAUUUGUAAACUAGACUUGGUAAUCUUAUGUAAUAAAAGACUUUCUAUAAGGAA